Daphnia pulex (common water flea) is the source of this 1056-nucleotide messenger RNA. RefSeq lists its product as uncharacterized. The record is from RefSeq and is a predicted model, not a curated record. The transcript has 3 exons. Lineage: Eukaryota; Metazoa; Arthropoda; Branchiopoda; Diplostraca; Daphniidae. Bases 103 to 909 code for a protein of 268 amino acids.
AAAUCAGUUUUUUAAAGGUGGUCUAGAAGUAGGGUGAUUUUUCUAAUGUGCUCUGUUCACAGUCAACACUCCAGGAUAGUUUAACUUAGCAUUUUGUUCGGCAUGGUGUCAUUCACGCAAGUGAUAAAACUACCUGACCAGAGCCGCUACAUUUUGCAAAGGCAGGAUCAAAAUUUUCUGUUAUUUCAUCAUUCCUGUACGAAAAAAGAAAACGACUGCGACAUCGAAUACUGGAAGUGCGCUGUUCGUUUCUGUAGUGUUAGAAUCUGCAGUCGUGGUACUUCUUUCCAGUUGCUAUCGGAACUUGAAAAUCACCAUCACAAUUCGAACAGCGUCUCGUCUACUACCAUAGCAUUCCUCCUUGAAAGUCAGUCCUUUGUCGAAAAAACCCUCUACCCAAGUAAAAUGCGAUCACGUCCGAUUUCCACGCCUAUUCGCGACACAUCAUUAUCGCUUCCAAUAGAGGUUGAAAGUACGAAUCAUAACGGAUCCGUUCUCAAACAGUUGCUACUAACAAGCAAUGAAGACGUCAUCAGAUCAUCCAAAAAAACUGUAUCGAAGCAAAGUUCAAUAAUGAGCCGAACACCCUCAUCGGUACAACAAUCAUCACCCGUUCAGCUAACGAACAAACGCAAACAAACAACAGAACCUCGUCGGCUUGCCGAAUCCAACGUCCACGUUGCACGCCCGACAACCCCGAAGUGCGUGCGAGAUUCAGAUUACUGGAGCCCUCCUGUCCUCACACCUCCACCUGAUGGAAGAGCCUAUUCACCUCCGUCAACUCCAGUGGCACACAUUGAACCUUAUGUUGAGCCUCAAGUGAUGUACAAUCCUUACUUCUUAUGGCAACUUUAUUCCUAUAAGCAAUCUUGCAGUAACAGUUUCAAAUCAUUCUCUCACAAUUAUUGAUUCAGGAUAGUUGUUGUCAUGGCUAACGAUUUAUUUGUUAACAGGCGUGUUUAAAGAACAAGUAACUUAUUGCUGGUAAAUUAUGUUGCUGUAAUAAUAUUUGAUUGAAUUUACAAUUUAACCAUACACACAUAGAUUUAGCCGUCA